AAAGAAACAAAAAAAAUGCCUUUUGCUCAGCUUCUUACCAAUAAAGCAUCAUUAAAAGAGUUAAAAGAUGCAGAAAAAGAGACUGAAAAAAAGGCUAAUGAGAUAAAAUGCAAGAAGAAAUCUGCAACUCAAAAAAGAUUAAAAUGGGAGGCUAAAAAGGCAUAA
Molecule: messenger RNA, 165 nt
Organism: Racocetra persica
Lineage: Eukaryota; Fungi; Glomeromycota; Glomeromycetes; Diversisporales; Gigasporaceae
Source: the annotation of a GenBank genome assembly